Molecule: messenger RNA, 2958 nt
Organism: Archocentrus centrarchus (flier cichlid)
Lineage: Eukaryota; Metazoa; Chordata; Actinopteri; Cichliformes; Cichlidae
Gene: rcn3
Product: reticulocalbin 3, EF-hand calcium binding domain
Exons: 8
Coding region: 146-1099 (317 amino acids)
Cellular component (GO): endoplasmic reticulum
Molecular function (GO): calcium ion binding
Source: RefSeq, a predicted model, not a curated record
AAGGCGUCGAUGAUUGGGUAGCUGUGUGACUAAGCCCGCCCAUUCCCCAUUGUUAUUUAAAGUUUGCGAGUGCCAACGCGGACUGAAUCUCUGUCGGAGUGACGUGGUGCUCAAAUAUUGCAAGAAGUGCUGCAACAAAUCUGUGAUGAUGCUGCUGAAUUCAUUAGCAUCGCUCUGCAUUCUGGCUGCUGUUGCCUUUGCUGUUCCUGCUCAGGAGAAGCGCAUCCAUCACCAGCCUGAUCUGAGUGACCACGCCCACGAUGAUGCUCACGGUUUCCAGUAUGACCAUGAGGCCUUCUUGGGCAAAGAAGAGGCUAAGACCUUUGACCAGCUUACUCCUGAGGAGAGCAAAGACAGAUUAGCGAAGAUUGUGGACCGCAUUGACACAGACAAGGAUGGCUACAUCAGCCACACGGAGCUGCAUUACUGGAUCAAACACCGGCAGAGGAGGUACAUCGAGGAAAAUGUGAACAAACACUGGAGGGACUACGACAGUAACCAAGACGACAAGAUAAGCUGGGAGGAGUAUAAAAACACCACCUAUGGCUACUAUCUGGGUGAAGAGUUUGAUGAUGUUGAUGACAAGGACACUUAUAAAUCCAUGCUCACCAGGGAUGAGAGGCGCUUCAAGUCGGCUGACCGAGACAGAGAUGGCAUUGCCACACGUGAGGAGUUCACUGCCUUCCUUCACCCUGAAGAGUUCGAUUACAUGAAGGACGUGGUAGUUCAGGAAACCAUGGAGGACAUUGAUAAGAAUGGAGAUGGCAAGGUCAACUUAGAAGAAUACAUUGGUGACAUGUACACACCAGAGAAAGGGGAAAGUGAGCCUGACUGGGUCCAGACAGAGAGGAAACACUUCUCAGAGAUCAGGGAUGCCAAUAAGGAUGGCUACCUGGAUGCUAAUGAAGUGGCAGAGUGGAUUUUGCCAGGAGAGGUUGACCAUGCUGACAAUGAAGCCAGACAUUUGAUCCAUGAGACGGACACUGACAAGGACGAGAAAAUUACCAAGAAGGAGAUCCUGGCCAACUGGAACAUGUUUGUGGGCAGUCAGGCCACCAAUUAUGGGGAAGACUUAACAAAGAGACAUGAUGAACUUUGACGAGCUGUCCUGUCUGAAAAUAAUUUCAGUUUUAAUUUGAUUUUUAUAGGAAACUUUGUUACAGGGGGAUCAAAGUAGGGGUGGGACUUGGUAAGGUCAGGUUCUGGCUCUGGGUUAUGCUGUUAUUGGGUAUCUACCCUUGUCUACAUGUACAUAUGCAUCACUUAACAGACACACACACUUCCAAAUGAUGUCACAUACUGUGUGCAUGCCUUUAUUCAGAAUUGUACUGAAAUGCAUAACUUCAUAACACAGUGCUGUUGUCCAUUGAAAACUACAGAUCUGCAAAACUCUAAGACAUAAAAUUCUGAUGUUCAGUAUUGUUUUACGCCUGUGAGAGGGAAGGCAUAUGUUCUUACAACAUGCAGCAUGUAAACAUUUCAAAAAAUGCUGUCAAACGGAGUGUGUGUGUGUUGCAUUGUGAUUUUAAUUAUGAAUAUCAUUUUUAAGUGCUUCCUAUUAUUCUCCAUGUGCAGGAGCUGUUGCUGGGCGGGGUGGGAAAUAUUGACAUUUGUUUGAAAAAUGUUUUUUGAGAUGUUUUCAAGUUGUUCAAUUUACCUCGAAUUUCAACCUGACAGCUUCCCCCUUCUCCUUUGACUACAUCUCAUACCCAUGAAAACUGUUCUCCUGUAACUCAUGAUGUUUGCUGCCUUUAACAUCAGUUUUAGUAUUUUUAAUGAACUUGGGGGUUUGUCUCUUGCUUUUUGGCCAUUUAGUACCUUUAAAUUUUUUGGAAGAGUAUUCUUUGAGUUGGGAGAGCGUUUAAGAGCGUUCGCAGAUGAAGAAAAUGUACCCCCAAAAAUGCUCAGUUUGUUGGACAUGAUGUUCCUCACCGUUUUAUAAUGGCAUAAGCUGCAGCCAAAGAAAACCACCAACGCAAAAAUGAAAUGGCCUAUGCUGAACAAAUAGGAAACACAUCAUUUGAUGAAACUGAAAUUGAUCAUCUUGGGUCAGAUGAGGUCACCUGUGCAGUGACUGCAGAGUGCUGAUAGUGCUGAAUGGAGCAGCACAUGGGCACUGCACUGUGCAUUUCUGUGUUUGGUGAGGUGAGGUGAAUUUAGUUAUCUGAGCCUCUGCAGACAUCUGUGGACAUGCCAAUGUCUCUCACUAUACUCUGUUACUUAAUUACAAUAUGAGAACAGGUCAUAUCUAAUGAAGUUGGUGAGUAUUCACUGUUAAAUUGUUAGGCCAUAAACAUGAUUGGCUCCAAAAUAAUGAGACUUCCACUGUUUGUAAUUCCACAGAGAAUAAAAAUAGAAACUGCUUUUAUUUGAGUUCCUGUACUUUGCUCAUCAGGAUGGCCGUCUGACUCUCUCUGAGAUACUCGACAAGCUGGACUUCAUCAAGAUCAGUACGAUCACCGACUAUGGAGGGAUGAGGGUGGACGACCACGAUGAACUGUGACUUCUGUUUGUUCAGGAUCAUUGGGCCUCAUUUACAAAUUGUGCAUACGAAUGUUUCACACACACACACCUGGGAGUCGUGAACAUAAUGAGCCAACAAGUGUCAGACUUAGAUUACACCGGCUCUUUUUUCUUGUGGUCUGUUACUUUUUUCACUUGGGCCACAGUGAGUGUGUCAGGAGAAACUUGUGCGGCAGUGUGCAGGUUGUGGCACAGACCAGUUAAUUCAGAAUGAUUCACUAACAUGUGCACAGCGGGCACAUUUCAGGGUGAGAACAUUACUGUGCACAUCCAAGUGAAUGAGGCCCAAUGUGAAGCUCUCCAUAAUCCAUCAUCAACUGGCAAGCAGCUCGAAUUAAGACACUGCAGACAUGCUGUGAACUUCAUGCAUGCUCAGAGCACCGACUGCAGUUUGUAAAUUUCACCUGUGAACACAAUAAAAACCCUGAGCCUCUG